AUGGCUCGCUCAAGAGCAGAUACCGAAAACCCGCCCCUCAAGCGCCGUAAACUCAACGGCGCGGCCUCAGAUGCCACGCCCAACCCGCAAUCCCCUAGCCAUGGAUCUCAAUCGUCCUCUUCCGACGAGCUCGCCGCUGCUUCGGACUACGAGACAGAGCAGCGGCGCAAAGCUAGCUGGUCGGCCCAAAAAGCAGUAGCGGAUCGCCGUCAAUAUAAACGUCAAUCAAACAGCCCCAGUGUCUCUGACGGUCCAGACGAGCUCGCCAUGGACGCGGACGCCCUUUGGGGCCGGGAGCAGUCGCCCGCCAAAGAAGACGAGCCAGCGAAUGCAGCAGAUCACCAGGACAACAACCAGGAGACAUCCGAUGUGAAAGUAGAUUCCGGCGAUUUAGCUCCGGCACAAGGUGACAUUGAUAGUUCAGAGUCUCUUGAUGCGCGGACUACGGAGCAACCUGAACAAUUACCAACACCUGAGCCUGCCGCCCCUCCGCCGCCGCCCAAACCAGAUCAUAUAAAUUAUGUUCAGAAGCAUUUGCUAAAAGGUCAUCUUCGUGGAGUGUCUGCCGUUAAAUUUUCUCCCGAUCGGACCAUGCUUGCCAGUGGAGGAGCUGACGGCACACUAAAAGUCUGGGACGCCUUGACGGGAAAAUUGAUUCAUACGUUCGAAGGACAUCUGGCCGGUAUAUCAACUGUCGCGUGGGGUCCGGACAACGAGACAAUCGCUACAGGUUCUGACGACAAGACCAUUCGGCUGUGGAAUGCCUUGACGGGCAAGGCUCACCCAAGAGCCUUCAACGGGCACCAUAAUUAUGUAUACUCGAUCGCGUUCUCCCCUAAAGGAAACAUCCUUGUUAGUGGAUCAUACGACGAAGCUGUUUUCUUAUGGGAUGUACGUUCCGCAAAAGUUAUGCGUUCCUUGCCCGCUCAUUCGGACCCUGUCGCUGGGAUUGACGUGUGCCACGAUGGAACGCUGGUCGUUUCCUGCUCGUCUGACGGACUGAUUCGAAUCUGGGACACGAUGACGGGGCAAUGUUUGCGUACGCUCGUUCAUGAGGACAACCCACCAGUUAUGGCGGUGCGCUUCUCUCCGAAUAGCAAGUAUGUUCUUGCCUGGACACUAGAUGACUGUAUUCGGUUAUGGGACUACGUCCAAGGGCGGUGUAUCAAGACGUACCAAGGGCACAUAAAUCGCAAAUACAGCCUGUGUGGGAACUUCGGCACGUAUCGGGCGCCAGGCGGACCGCCGCAUGCGUUUGCAGUCAGUGGUAGCGAGGACGGCGCCUUGGUAUGCUGGGAUGUGGUUGAUAAGAACAUAUUGCAACGGAUCGAGGGGCAUACAGAUGUUGUCUUGGGUGUUGAUACUGCUGAGGUUAAUGGCACGAGGCUCAUAGCCAGCUGUGGGCUGGAUAGGACAGUUCGUCUGUGGGAGGAGGUCAACGAGGAUGUUGCAGACGAAAACAACUUGUCUCAAAUAAAUGGCGAGGAUAAGAUGGAUGGCAAUAUUAAUGGGUCAAACCCAGCACAGCCAACACCAGCAGCAGAGACAGAGCCAGAGGACAGUUCUGCUGACGGGCAGAAUGGUGUCAAUGAGGAUAAAAUGGCUGUUGACUAA
Molecule: messenger RNA, 1614 nt
Organism: Talaromyces atroroseus
Lineage: Eukaryota; Fungi; Ascomycota; Eurotiomycetes; Eurotiales; Trichocomaceae
Exons: 2
Coding region: 1-1614 (537 amino acids)
Cellular component (GO): Set1C/COMPASS complex
Molecular function (GO): histone binding
Source: RefSeq, a predicted model, not a curated record